AUGUCUAUCAUAAUUAAGGAAACCCUAUACGUUAAGCCAACCAGGCCAAAGAAACAUGCUCAAAUUCCGCUUUCUAACUGCGACAUUAUUAUGCCAAGCUUUUAUCAUGGGUUCAUUUAUUUUUUUAAAAAUGGUUUUAAAAAAGAUAAGUUUAUGAAUGUUCAAAAACUUUUAGAAUCACUUGGAGAUGUUUUAAACGAUUAUUAUCCUUUGGCUGGUACACUUAAAGGUGCUCCCGAUGGUAGAUCUGUCAUUGACUGUAAUGACCAAG
Molecule: messenger RNA, 271 nt
Organism: Dentiscutata heterogama
Lineage: Eukaryota; Fungi; Glomeromycota; Glomeromycetes; Diversisporales; Gigasporaceae
Source: the annotation of a GenBank genome assembly